AUGAAGUACUAUCCGUACGAGCCCGCUGAUCGAAGUCCAUCCUCUCAGUCUUCGUAUGAAUGGGAUCCCGAUACAAUGGAUCACGAGCAAUUGAUUCGAAGAACCUCAUGGGAUCGGAGGCAGCUGAUGAGGCAGAAGACUCAGAUUGAAUUAGAUCUUGUAACUGGUCGUCGAUUUGAUGAGGAAGACUUUCUACGCCAACUCAGACAACUUGCACAAAUAUCGCAUGAUAUGUUGAUGUGCGAGUUCAUGCUUCAUUGCGCUAGACGCUGGCCAUCGGAGGCUGACGAUUGA
Fusarium redolens is the source of this 294-nucleotide messenger RNA. RefSeq lists its product as uncharacterized. The coding region runs from base 1 to 294 and encodes 97 amino acids. Lineage: Eukaryota; Fungi; Ascomycota; Sordariomycetes; Hypocreales; Nectriaceae. The transcript has 2 exons. The record is from RefSeq and is a predicted model, not a curated record.